AUGCCUCAUGACAAGCGUGCACGUUUCCUCGGGCGACGGGCCCGCGCCGUACUCGAGAAUGGCGAAGAGAAUACCGAGUGGGAGCUCAACAGUGUAAGAUCGCACUCGACGCGGAGUUCCGCUGGUUCGACGGAUUCCGCUGGUUCGUGUUCGGACUCGAGUUCCGACGAGGAGACUGUGAAUGACGACGAAACGGAAGUGGGCGACACGGACGAAGAGGCAACACGCUCAAGGACUGGGGAUGUCAGUUUGGGUGACGCGAUGGAGAUCGACACUGUCGGAUGGAACGAAGAUGCUGAGACUCCUGCUACCCAAGUUGGCGGGCGGGUGAGGACGUCGAUCGCAAGUCCUUCCACUUUCGCAUCGGCCACGGCCGUUGUGGCGUUACAAGAUGGGCGUUUAGAUCCAACACAGGAUGCCGAGUACCUCGGCCCUCCCACUAGGUCAAACUUCGAGAUAACCAUCACACCCAGCCCCACUCCUGGUCCUCCUAUCGUGCUCGUUCUCGCCAAACCGACCGCGUCCGAACCAGUUGCGUCAAUCAGUCCUCUUGUCUCGCCCAGUGCCUCUGUAGCGCUCGAUCCUUCCAUAUCGCCGGUCUCUUCUGUCCGUUCCGGUCUUGUGGAGCGACCACGCCCCCUUCGGAUGGCGGGAAGUAUCGAGAUUCUCAAACGGUCGCUUUCCGCCAUCAGUAUUGGGCAAUCUCAGCCCAAGGCCGCCGAGAUUGGGACGGAGAAGCCUGUCCUUAAUGAAGAGGGAACGGAUACACGCCUCGGCGCCCGCGGUAGCUCGAGCCAGAAUCAACUAGGAGGGGAUGAAGACGCGAAGAGUCAGUGUUCCGAGAAGAGUGCCGAACGCGUCACUCCCACUCCGACGCAGACGGGCUUUUUGCCGCCAGAGCCUUCGCAAACUUGGCAGUCAGCCACGAUCCCCCUCGCACGCCUUGCAGCAUCAUCAUCGGCGGAGCGCACACUGGAGGAAGUUUCAUUAACGGAGACCUCGGGCUGUAAGCCUGACGCCGCGGCCAACGAGACCUGCGCGACACCCACGCCUCUACCGUCGGUCGAAGACCGCGAGUUUCAUAUCGCCAUGCAUGCGUCCACAAUCGUGGAGUCGACGAGCGUUGACCAAACUGGAGACAUGAGUAGCGCCUUCACGGGCUUAUGGGACGAUCUGGCAAUCUUGGUGCGCGAGAUGCAGGAGCUAUCCAUCGCCAUCGAGAAGGGCGCCGAGGCAGGGAGAAUGCAGAAGACAGCGACAUCUGGAGCGCAGGUCAGCAAGAAGCCCUCGAUCCACAAGGUCCGAGAAGUUCCAGUGGUCGCGGACGCCUUCAACGCCCAGCCGGUCAUGAACGAAGGGCGCGGGGCCCCAAUUACACUAGCCACUCUUGAGGCGGCGUCUCGUUCGGUGCGGGAGAAACCUGAGAUCACACUGCGCGGCUCUUCGAAGGCUUCCGGGCUGACAAAGGGUAUAGUGAAAAUGGCUAGAUCUCAGGAGAUACAAAGCGAACAGCCGAGCGACAGGUUCUGGAAGGACGAUCAUAUUGGGCAGUGGGUGGCGACGAGCGCUAUCCCGUCGGAGAAGACUCGAUCGAAUCUUCUAACCAGAGUUUAG
Messenger RNA from Peniophora sp. CBMAI 1063, 1614 nucleotides. Lineage: Eukaryota; Fungi; Basidiomycota; Agaricomycetes; Russulales; Peniophoraceae. The record is from the annotation of a GenBank genome assembly.